UGAUAGCCGUCGUUUAUACAAACUUAUAAAAUUAUAAUACAAACUACAAAUAUUAGUACACGGUUUGUAGAUCAGUUUGUAAGCUCAAGUGAUUUCAAGUAUAUAUUUAUUUAUAUAUAGAGAGAUUAGUGGAGAUUAGGAAGAAAUUCUAGGCAUUUUUAUGUCGUGUAUUAUUGGUUCUUCCCUUUAUUUUGAUUGUUGUGUAAAUGUAACAGUUUUAUUAUAUCAGAAAGGUUGCUUCUUUUUUAAGAUUAUCUAAUUUUGUUGUUAUGAAUAAUAUAGGUUGAAAACUGGAUAUACAUAGAUUAGCUCCAUGUAAUAUUGAUGACAGUUCUCGAGGAUGGUUCACUACGAUCCUAUAGUUAUUUUAAUCCGUGAUUUGGUCUUAUAUAUUAAUUUGUUUGUUUUGAUUUAACUCGUUUAGAGUUUUGCAAGAUUUAAUUGUUGUCGCAAUUUUCUUUAUCAUGCUAAUCAUUUGAUGUGACCUUGAGGCUGAAUCUCAAUGCUGAAACAAGUUCUUGGCCACAGAAGGUGAGGUUGUGUCUAGUUUAAUAUUGGCUGAGUAUCCGUAGAUGUGCUUUACUGGUCUGUUUUUGGGCAGUGGUUGCUCACGGACACUCUUUGGAUUUUGCUUGAAGGCAGAUGAGCCAGCUUAGUGGAAACAGUCUCGGAAUAUCCAAUAUUCGGUUGAUGCUGAAAAUGAGAAGCUGAAAGUACUGCACUCAGUUUAGCUGUCUAACUAUAUGUUGCUAGUGAGUUACUAAAAACAUUGAAACUUCUGUGGAGCAUCACUCCUUUCCAGCCUCAAUGACUUAGAUAACGGUAAUUAUUACUCCUUCCUUUAAAUUAAUUAUUUUUGUAGCUGUUCCUAAAGUCCAUUUAGUCAAACAAUAUGAGCAGGUCUUCAGUUGUUAAGAAAUCUGCAUAACUUGUGUUAGGUGACACCUUAUCCUUCUUAUUGAAGUUAAAGUACCAUUUUUAGUGCCGCUGAAAGUGAUCAAUGUCUCUGAGAUGCUAUCUUUACUUGUGGAGUAACCAUGAAAUUUCCAGAUACAGUGUUUAAAAACUCAUGCUCAUGCGUAUCCACAUAUUUAGCAUUGCUCUUGCUGUAAUUAUACUUUAAUUUACUCAUAGUUAUAUGUACUGGCACCACCAUCAGGGUCAGUAAAAUAUCAUAGAUUUAGCAAAAUGUUGUGAAUACUUUACAUUGAAAUAUUAAUGCAUCAAGGGUUGACUUAUCUUUAACUAUUACAAAAUUAUGAACUACUCCAUAAAAUAUAUAACAAUACACUGAUUUCUAAUGCUUGUAAAGUAUCCCAAGAAGAUCCAACUCAGGAUUAUAAGAAUAAAAAAUGCUAAUCUCAAGAAUUCUGAUUUCCAGUUCAUCAACUCUAUCAGUCAUUUGUAUUAUGUAGUAGUCAGUACAAUUUUAAUCUCAGGUGCAUAUCCUUCUUGUUCUCUUUGAAUUGAUCUUGUGGCCUCAGAUAUUACAAAAUUGAAGUUCUUUCUAGCUGAUCAUCAUUAAAUUAUGACUACGAUAUCGCUGAAUUUGAGAGCAUUAAUGUAGCUUUACAGCUGCAUAUUGCUCUUUCGUUGCUUCAGUUUCUUAUACCUGAAAGUCCAAUUGUCUAAAGCAAUGGACAUCAAGAAGUUGGGUAAAUACAGCAGAGCACCCAGCUUUUUCUUUGUUGUCGGGUCCCUUACUCUCCUUGUUUGUAUCGCUACAUUAUCAAAAUUCUACUCUCUCAGAACUUUUGUUAUUUCUGACACGUUCUGCAACUUCAGUAAUCCUGUGAGAGAUGGCAGUGCCGAUAAGUACAUGAAGCAAACUCUGGAUACUGUUAUUCAGAAAAUCAAAGAAGAAAUCAAUAAUACAAGAGAUUUGCCAGAUGAAUCGUCACAUGGCCCAAGAUUUAGUGCUUUUCUUGUUGAUAUUUUGGGUAUGAUUGAGCUAGUUCAGGAAUCCCUCCCACAUAUUGAUACAAGUGAGCUGCAAAAUGGUGAACCUCACGCUGUGCACCCUUUAGUAAGGCGAAAACAGAAUUCUGAUGCUGCUGAAUACUUCUUGAUUGAAGAGAUCCGCAAGUAUGUGAGGAUCAAACCAAAUAGAUUGCGGAAACAGAACUUUAUGGGCGCUAAUGGAACCUUCACCAGCAUAGGCCAUUCUUGUUUUAUUAUGAAGAAAGAGCUAGAGGAAUACAUGGAUUACGAUAUUGGAGAUAUCUGCCAAGAUGAUUGGAGACUAGCUCAAAAACUGAUGGUCCAUGGCUGUGAUCCACUACCUAGAAGAAGGUGUCUCUCACGAGCUCCUCAACUAUAUACCAAGCCAUUGCCAAUAAGCGAGUCAUUGUGGACACUUCCUGAUAACAGAAAUGUUCGCUGGAGUCAAUAUCUAUGCAAGAACUUCAGUUGCCUAGCAAACAAUGUCACCCGCAAAGGGUUCUUCAAGUGUGCAGACUGUUUCAACUUCACUCAUCAUGAAUUGCCUAGAUGGAUCAUACCCGAAUACCAAGACCCGAGCUCAAAUCUAACUGCAGAUUUUCUUAUAACAGAAGUGCUGGAUUUAAAUCCAGGAGAGAUUAGAAUCGGCUUAGAUUUUAGUAUCGGGACAGGCACUUUUGCUGCUAGAAUGAGGGAGCACAAUGUAACCAUAGUUUCUGCAUCCAUCAAUCUCGGGGCACCAUUUAACGAAAUGAUUGCUCUUCGAGGCCUAAUCCCUCUUUACCUGACCAUAAAUCAACGGCUACCCUUCUUUGAUAACACACUAGAUUUGAUUCACACAACAAGAUUUCUUGAUGGUUGGAUAGAUUUUGUUCUGUUGGACUUUGUAUUGUAUGAUUGGGACAGAGUUUUGAGGCCAGGGGGUUUGUUGUGGAUCGACAGCUUCUUCUGUUUGAAGGAAGAUCUGAAUGAUUACUUAGAAUCAUUCAAAAUGCUAAGGUAUAAGAAGCACAAAUGGGUAACUAUCCCCAAAAUUGAUAAAGAUGACAAGGAAGUAUUCUUUUCUGCUGUUCUAGAAAAACCACCAAGACCCUUUUGAUAAUUGAUACGUUUUGUAUUAGCUUUCAUGUAUCGUGCAUGAAUUUCUCCUAUUGUUUGCUACUGUUUAUAUUGUUAACCUGCUAAGACCAGGUCAUUCUCCUGAGUUCUUCUACAUAAUAACUUGUAACCAUGCAGAUCUUGGAAACGGAUAUUGUAGGGCUUUUUUUUUUUCUAAUGAACGUUUAUGGUAUCUUAGUUGA
Daucus carota subsp. sativus is the source of this 3242-nucleotide messenger RNA. Its product is annotated as probable methyltransferase At1g29790. The transcript has 2 exons. The record is from RefSeq and is a predicted model, not a curated record. Lineage: Eukaryota; Viridiplantae; Streptophyta; Magnoliopsida; Apiales; Apiaceae. Bases 1637 to 3040 code for a protein of 467 amino acids. Gene Ontology annotation, molecular function: methyltransferase activity.